Molecule: messenger RNA, 1746 nt
Organism: Suncus etruscus (white-toothed pygmy shrew)
Lineage: Eukaryota; Metazoa; Chordata; Mammalia; Eulipotyphla; Soricidae
Gene: KRT5
Product: keratin 5
Exons: 9
Coding region: 1-1746 (581 amino acids)
Biological process (GO): intermediate filament organization; keratinization
Cellular component (GO): keratin filament
Molecular function (GO): structural constituent of skin epidermis
Source: RefSeq, a predicted model, not a curated record
AUGUCUCGCCAGUCAAGCGUGUCCUACCGCAGCGGGGGCAGCCGCAGCUUCAGCGCGGCUUCUGCCAUCACCCCAUCGGUGUCCCGCACCAGUUUCACCUCCGUGUCCCGCUCUGGGGGUGGCGGUGGCGGCUUUGGCAGGGUCAGCCUUGGUGGUGCUGGUGGAGCCGGUGGCUACGGCAGCCGAAGUCUCUACAAUGUGGGAGGCUCCAAGAGGAUCUCCAUGAGCACUAGCGGUGGCAGCUUCAGGAACCGAUUUGGCGCUGGUGCCGGAGGCGGCUAUGGCUUUGGAGGGGGCAUGGGGGCCGGAUUUGGUUUUGGCGGUGGAGCUGGUGGUAGCAUGGGGCUCGGGGGUGUAGGUGGCUUUGGAGGGGGCUUCGGGGGCUCUGGCUUCCCCGUGUGCCCCCCGGGUGGCAUCCAAGAGGUCACCAUCAACCAGAGCCUCUUGACGCCUCUGAACCUGCAAAUCGACCCCACUAUACAGCGUGUGCGCACCGAGGAGCGCGAACAGAUCAAGAGCCUCAACAACAAGUUUGCCUCCUUCAUCGACAAGGUGCGCUUCCUGGAACAGCAGAACAAAGUUCUGGACACCAAAUGGACCCUGCUCCAGGAGCAGGGCACCAAGACCGUGAGGCAGAAUCUGGAGCCCCUGUUUGAGCAAUACAUCAACAACCUCAGGAGACAGCUGGACAGCAUUCAUGGGGAGAGAGGCCGCUUGGACUCUGAGCUCAGGAACAUGCAGGACCUGGUGGAGGACUUCAAGAACAAAUAUGAAGAUGAAAUUAACAAACGCACCACAGCCGAGAAUGAAUUUGUGAUGAUGAAGAAGGAUGUGGAUGCUGCCUUCAUGAACAAGGUGGAGCUGGAGGCCAGGGUGGACACUCUGAUGGAUGAGAUCAACUUCAUGAAGAUGUUCUUCGAGGCGGAGCUGUCCCAGAUACAGACGCACGUCUCAGAUACAUCUGUGGUCCUGUCCAUGGACAACAACCGCUCCCUGGACCUGGACAGCAUCAUUGCUGAAGUCAAGGCCCAGUAUGAGGACAUCGCCAAUCGCAGCCGAACGGAAGCUGAGUCCUGGUAUCAGACCAAGUAUGAGGAGUUGCAGCAGACUGCAGGCCGGCAUGGCGAUGACCUCCGCAACACCAAGCAUGAGAUCUCUGAGAUGAACCGGAUGAUCCAGAGGCUGAGAGCCGAGAUCGACAAUGUUAAGAAGCAGUGUGCCAACCUACAGAAUGCCAUUGCUGAUGCUGAGCAGCGUGGGGAACUGGCCAUCAAGGAUGCCAGGAACAAGCUGGCUGAGCUGGAGGAUGCCCUGCAGAAGGCUAAGCAGGACAUGGCUCGGCUGCUACGCGAGUACCAGGAACUUAUGAACACUAAACUGGCCCUGGAUGUGGAAAUUGCCACCUACAGGAAGCUGCUGGAGGGCGAGGAGUGCAGACUGAGUGGAGAAGGAGUUGGGCCAGUCAACAUCUCUGUCGUCACAAACAGCGUUUCCUCUGGCUACGGUGGUGGCAGCAGCAGCUUCGGAGGAGGCUUUGGAAGUAGCCUUGGUGGUAGUGGUGGCAGUGGCUACUACAGCAGCAGUGGGGGUAUUGGUCUAUCAGGUGGGCUAAGUGGCGGAGGCUCUGGCUUUAGUGCAAGUAGCGGCCGAGGCAUGGGCAUGGGUUUUGGCAGCGGUGGAGGCAGCAGCUCCAGCGUCAAAUUUGUCUCCACCACGUCUUCCUCCCGGAAGAGCUUCAAGAGCUAA